This is a messenger RNA of Bombyx mori (domestic silkworm), 934 nucleotides long. RefSeq lists its product as uncharacterized. The record is from RefSeq and is a predicted model, not a curated record. The coding region runs from base 7 to 765 and encodes 252 amino acids. The transcript has 27 exons. NCBI's taxonomy places the organism in Eukaryota, Metazoa, Arthropoda, Insecta, Lepidoptera, Bombycidae.
CAACUUAUGAACGACAACAGAAAUACCCCCUAUAGCCCCAUUAAUGACUACAGAAAUACACCCAAUAGCGCCGUCAACGACUACAGAAAUACACCCAAUGGCAUGUCUGGCACGAGACUGUUCGUAAUUAAUCAGAUGCGUGAUAAUCCUUACGGUUACACUUUGCAAUAUUACGGGCCCCCUGUUCAAAAUAAGGGCCACAUCUACAAUUUCCUCGACAAGCUUCACAAGACAAAGGACGAAUUGUUGGACAAGAUAAUUGAUUUCCCAUUUAGGCACAUCAAUUUGCGGGGAAACAUUAACUAUGCGAAUGACAUGCAGAGCAACAGAUGGAUGCCCAAUAAUAUACGAGGUUGGACCAACGGUCUGGGAGACAAACUGCCAAUGCUUUUAAGUGACCGACGUGGGAACUCCAUGGUGGAUGACGACUGCUGUGGACGUAGAGACCGACGUGGGAACUCCAUGAUGGAUGACGACUGCUGUGGACGUAGAGACAAUAACUUAAACUACCCUAAUUACAACAGUGAUGCGGUACCUCAUCUGUAUUCGUCGCGUGCGGUCCAGCCUCAUCCUUGGAUGGGCCAGGAGUUGAAUUCCAACCGUCCCGACAAUAAUAUGCACUCACAUUCCUGUCAUGCGCAGGACGCAAACUCCAACCGACUGGGAAACAACAAUUAUGCAGACGCAGUUGAUGCGCACCCUCAUGUUUGGGACGUGAAGGAUGCAAGACCCAGCCACCUUGACAACAGGAUGGCAGCUUGGUAAUGACUGUGAUCCCUCCGCAUCGUAAUUUUAUGAUUCUUCAAAAGCAACUGUCACCAUGGAGCGUUUUAUAAAAAGCUUGGACUAUGAGAAAGAAGAUAAUGAAAGAUUUCACUUUUAUUCUGAUUUUUUCCUUGAUUUGUAACUGCAAAUAUAAAUUUUAAAACCGAAA